GACAAGAAGAUCUAAUCCCUUAAAGAUUUUAAGUGUUUAAGAAAUAUAUAAGAUGGUUUUCCAUAAUGUACUUAGGUCUAAAAAUUUUUUCAUAUACUUAAAAAGUUAAUUUUUUUCAUUUAUACUUAAGAUUAAAAACAAGGUUUUAUCAUGAAAUUAGAUAAGCAUUUGUUUCAAUCCAAAACCUUGAAACUAAUGGUUUCUAAAUUGACUUUAAAAUGAUUUUUAAAGGGGUUACAUAUGUUGCUAAGAAGUUUGAACCUAAAAUUGGAAGUUUUUAUGCAAUUUUGGGUGCAAUGAUUUGAGGGUCAGUCAUGGACCAGUGGAGGGCGCACAAAACCUUUAUCUCUCUUUUGGAUGUUAAUGUAUUGUUGAUGGAGGGUCAAUCGAAUCUCAAAAGUACCAAAAGUCACAUACAAAGUAUUAAAUGAACCAAUAACUAAUGAAUGGUUGAACUAAAGUUUAACUAUUUGAGAAUAUUUUUUAUGGUUUUAGGUGUUUGAUGUUAUUUUCUAUAAACCAAAGAUCCCUACAACCUUUAUUGAGAAGCAACAUCAGCAUCAAAUUGAGAAACUACUUAUUUCUCACUUUCAAAGCUUUUCAUUAAGAGUGCAUGGAAUUCAAACUUGCAUAUUCCUUAAGUACACCACAACAUCCAUUCUAAAUUUUCUUGUCUUGUGAGCCAAGUUCAUUAUAGGGUUAAAAGAGUUCAAUUCUUGUAGAGAAUGUUCAAAGUCCUUUGUAACCUUACAAUCCAAGUGUAAAAAGGUUAAAGACUUUGGCUUUAAAGUUUUGGUAUAGUAGAACACUAUUUUUUCUCUCUUAUUACGGUUGACAGGCCUUGUCUCUACAUGACAGCUGAGGCUUCAAGUGAAUCUGAAAUCAACUGUAAGUCCUAUAUGGUUUCCGUUUCCCCAGUCUCAUUUCAUACCUAGGGUUCAGUUCUGAUACCUUUUGUGGGUUUCACUAGUGAAUUUGGUUAUUGGGUGUUCCAGAUGAAUUUGAAUUCUGAACAUUCAAUCUAUUGUUUUUGGUGUUUUUCCAUGAGAUUUUCCAUUUGACUGUGAUUUCCCAUCCUCUACAGGCUCAACAAUCUUUAGUAAUACAAUACAAAUUCAUUAGUCACGGUAGCUGCAACCCAACAAAGCCAAUUAUCCUUUGGUGAAAACCCAAUACAAUUUCAAAACUUCCAUUGAUUCUUCCCCAGAAAUCAACUUCAUAAGUAGUCUAGUUUCAGGGGAAAAGAUGGAAGACCAACAUACAAGAAUGUGAGAAUUGGCUGUUCAUGGCUUAUAAGCGUGUGCAAAACCUUCUUCAUGGCCAAAAGUAUCGGAAAACUAUGCGAAAUGGAGGUAUGCAGAUCAGUACAAUGCGUAAUAGCCAUUCAGAAGAACAUAUUCCUUUUGAAUGGUAUGACAAGGCCUUUCCACAAAUGGUAAAAUUGAGUCAGCUGUUGAAAAAUGUGGGUUCGAUUGAUGGAAGGUUAGUUAAUAUUGAUGAUUAUUCAACUGUCUUCGAUGAGCGUAUUGAACAAAGAAUGCAGACUUUCAAGUCGCUCGCUCGAGCUUUUCUUGGGUCUCCAUUGAUGCAGCAAGCAGUGAAGAAGAAUAUGGCAUCACUGGCAGCUGGGCAAUGCACAUUGCCUGAUUGUUUCGGUAAACCGAAUGAAAGGGAGCCCAUGACUGUGAAUUCACUGACUAAAGUCUGCAACUUCUUGAACAUUUCUGCUCAGCAAAGGAAGGAAGUACGUUUCACAGUAUGCUCACAAGUCACACAGCAUCGGAUAUGGGUGGGUGCGCUGGAGGAGAUACUGAAUGGAUUGAAAUCCGAGAUGGAGUCUCUGGAUCAUCAACGUCAUCCUCCAGGCAAAGGGAUGAUGAUGGGGCAGCAAAUAGUCCUGAGCUGCCUGAAUUUCUUAGCUGAUAAGGCCAUUUCCUAUGAUCCUGACUCUACUUCAUGGAUGCGGCCUGCGCCUGCAAGAGCACCCGAAUCCCCUUCUCGUAAAUGGGGAGAAGUUCUGGUGAUGUUCAACCACCUCCUCAAGUGUUUAAGAACUGCUGAGAAGGGACUACUUUUACAUGUCUCAAAGCUGGAGGCCAUGAAAGAGGGGUUGUCUCAGAUCAAGGAUGUGUUGGUAGAUAGAAAUAUAGGAUACAAGGAGGCUAGGCACCAAGAAAGCCUAGUGCAGAAAAAGCUCGGAAAGACACUGGGUCACUCGUCCCGGUGCUUGUUCACACUAUUGGUAUACUAUCUCUUCGGUAGCAUCAGAGACAUUGAAGUAGAAGUCUGUGGUGGGGUGUAUGGAAGUGAGGGUGGGGAUAGGUUCUGCUUAUACAUGGGGAGGAUUCUGACUUCAGAUGAGGAGAAAAUGGUGUGGAGUGGGGUGAAGCAGUUGGAUAGGGCACUUGGUCUCUUCAAAUUCGUAUGGGAGACUGCAAAAAUGAAGGGGGUUUUGGAGCUGCAAGGUCAUCUAUGGUGUGUAGGGGCUGAGGAGAGGUCAUUUAAGUAUAGGGGAAAUGUGUUUUUUGUACAUAGGAUUAAUAUCUGAUCAGAGGAUCUCUCCAAAAUCAGUUUGAAGGGCAUUCUGGGACUCCUCUGAGGAUUCAAACCUCCAGGCAUGUGUUCUUUUGCCCUUUCAUUUGAUAUGUUAUUUAGUCAUUUCCAUUUAAAAUGGUGAAUGUAUCAAUGGAGCAUUCUUUUUGUUAA
Messenger RNA from Vitis vinifera (wine grape), 2706 nucleotides. RefSeq lists its product as uncharacterized. Lineage: Eukaryota; Viridiplantae; Streptophyta; Magnoliopsida; Vitales; Vitaceae. The transcript is spliced from 2 exons. The coding region runs from base 1286 to 2548 and encodes 420 amino acids. The record is from RefSeq and is a predicted model, not a curated record.